Molecule: messenger RNA, 5922 nt
Organism: Petromyzon marinus (sea lamprey)
Lineage: Eukaryota; Metazoa; Chordata; Hyperoartia; Petromyzontiformes; Petromyzontidae
Biological process (GO): regulation of DNA-templated transcription
Molecular function (GO): DNA binding; DNA-binding transcription factor activity, RNA polymerase II-specific
Source: RefSeq, a predicted model, not a curated record
UGGAGAAGGCGCAAGCGCGCGCGACCCGCGCGCUCAUCAUUAGCGGCUGCGCGCGCCCGGGACGCGCGAGUCUCGGUCCUGCGAGCAUCGAGUCGCUCACAACAACAACGACGACGACACUCACCGCCGCAACCGCCAACAUUAACUAUCAUUCGCAAUAACAAGCAGCCGACAGCAUAAUCCUCCACUGUUAGCGACGCAUAACCUGGUGCUUGACCAAACGAACGGGGCUUGUUCGGGUCAAAAUCGUAACCGAUAUUGAGAUGUGGAGCCAGGCGUGGACGGGUUGCCGGUGACAUAUGGUGUUGGCGGUGGUCGUGCCGCACACUCUCUCUCUCUCCGCUCCCGCGUCUCCCCUCGCUCCCUUCCCGUGACUCGCUCCCUGACGCGGGACGUUGUCGUCUCCCUACCUCCCAACCUCCCCACCUCCCCUUACCGCCGCGUCUCCCCCCCCCCCCUCCCGCGCGAGGCGGCUCCGCUGCCGGGUGGAGAGUGGUGGGUCCGCGCACUUUGACGCGGAUGGAUGAGAAGACUCUCAGCCUUCUAUUCAAAUCGGAUACAUUGCCCUCCAGAUAUUCUCAAACAUCGGGAAACACACAUUUCCCGAGCGAAAACGCCUCCAAUUGAGCGGGAUCGAGCGCGGUACAAGCGGCUCCAUGGAGGGGUCAAGUUUCGGCAUCGAUCGAAUUCUGACCGGCAAAUCGGAGCCGUCUCCCCGCGAGGACACCGGGCACCCGCCCUGCCCGCCCAGCCCGGGCAGCACGGCCUCUAGCCCCGCGUCCGAGCAGGCGAGCCCGAGGCUGUGCUGCGGCGAGCAGGCCUCAAUGGCGGAGAACGCCGCGGCGCUCCGCGGGGCUCAGUGCGGCCUCGCGCAGAAGGCGGCGCUGGUCGGAGCCGCCGCUCCCUUCAACUCGGGCGCUCGCCUCGCCUCGCUGCCGUCGUCCCCCGCGUCCUUGCUCCUCUCGCCCUCCUCCACGCUCUCCGCCGCCGCCGCCUCCGCCGCUCCCUCGGCGGCGAACGGGGACUCGAACUGCGACGCGCACGGCACGCGGCUCCUCCUCAAGGUGGCGGCGGCGGCCCCGCCCCCCGCUCAGCCACCCACGGGGCCCUUAGACGGCAGGAUUGUGACGUCAUCACCAUCGUCGACCAUCGUCGCCAUGGGUUCCUCGUCGACGUCGUCGACGACCUCGACGACGUCGUCGAGGUCGUCGACGCUGCCGUCAACCAACGCCUUCAACUCCUCCUCCUCGUCGUCGUCGUCGUGCUCAUCUUCGUUCCUGAUCCGGGACAUCUUGGGCGAGGCGAAGCCGCUCGCCACGUGUCCGCCCUACGCGACGCACGGGGCCGCCGGGGGUGCGGGUGGCCACGUGCGGGGGGACGCGGGGCCCGCGGGGGCCCUGGCGAGGAACGCGGCGGUGUGCAAGGGGGGCGCCGACACGUGCAGAGGCUCCUCCAAGCUUCUCGAGCACCCGCUGGACCGCGACGUCUCCUCGUCCUCGCUGGCCGCCGUGUCGGGCGUGGCGCGGCUCGCCCACCCGGCCGGGCCCGCGGCCGCUGCUGCGGCGGCGGCGGCGGCGGCCGCUGCCGAGCGCGAGCGCGAGAUCUCGAGCACGAGCGGCGCCAGCAGCUCUCGCGAGAGCCCUCGCGAGUCGCGCGCCAAGAAGCCCCGCAAGGCGCGCACGGCGUUCAGCGACCACCAGCUCACCCAGCUGGAGCGCUCCUUCGAGCGCCAGAAGUACCUGAGCGUGCAGGAUCGCAUGGAGCUCGCGAGCUCGCUGAGCCUCACCGACACGCAGGUGAAGACCUGGUACCAGAAUCGCAGGACCAAGUGGAAACGUCAGACGGCCGUGGGCUUGGAGUUCCUGGCAGAGGCCGGGACGUACGGCGCCCUACAGCGCCUCUUCCCCAACAACCCCGGCGCCGCCACGAACCUCUCGGCGGCCGCGGCCGCGGCGGCCGCCAUCGCGGGCGGCCACGCCUUCCAGCUCUACCCACCGCACCUCUCCGCCAUGGACCCAGCUGCGGCCGCCGCGGCCAUGUACCUAUACCGGGCUGGGCCAUCGCACGCGCAGCAGCAGCACGUGUCGCACGCGCACGCCCAGGCGCAGCACUCGGCGCACGUGCACCUGGGACACCGGCCCAUGUUCGGCUCGCCCCGUGUCCUCAUCCAUGGCGCGGGCCUGGGCCACCUGCCCGGGCACCCUCACUAGCGAUGGCUAUUUCAAACACAGAACACGGUAGCACUGCGACGCAGUGCGGUCGACAGCGCACUGUGUGGAUUCGCGUGGAGCGCCGUGCGUUACUGCGGAGGAGUCGGUGAAUGGGAGGACUGGGAGGAGGGCGAUGGGGUGCGGAGGCAGACAUGAGAAGGGUAUGGCGACAGUGCAAUGAGAAUAGCACGGAAGACAUUGGAUGGGGAGGCAGUAAAAUCGUAGGUGCAGAAGAGGAAGUUCUCGAGCCAGGACUUGAAUCGUGGAGGGUGUAGUCAGAAUUACGAUCAAAAGGGGACUUCCAGAGAACGGGGGCAGCAGAAGCGAAGGAGCAACCAUCCACUGAGCAGAUGUUGACUGGUAGGGUCGACAGACGAGGCCUUAAUUGCUGGACUUACAGUGGCACUGGGAGGACAGAACGAAAUGAGAUACGGGAAGAGAGGAAGACAGGGAGCAAACCCAUGCAUGAAAAGGCGACUAAUUCUCAUUGUCGAGUGCCAACACCCAGGAGAUUAAGGUGUGUUCGGUGGCAACGCGGAACUUCGUCACUGGGACACGUCACCUGUGAAUGUCAUGGAGAGGGAAUGGGCUUGGUAUUUAUGGUUAUAAGGUGCAAGGAGUGUGAUAAUUCAAGGUUGCAAGGAGGAGGACAGAUCGGUGAGGCAGAGCUGGGUCGACCGUAGUAGCUGGUACAUUGGCCCGAAAAGUUACAACGCGGCUGGGUGACACUGCGGUGAGAGCACUCGGCUUUACAACCUGAAGAGCACGAGUGUAAAUAUCAGCUGAGUGUCGACUCAACCCGUCAUCCCUCUGUGGUCGAUACAAAACGUACUAUGCUGCAGGAAGUCUACAGUGAUCGUCCUAUGGAGAGAAAUCAGAAUUUUCUGGAGGAGCAGUGGUGGGAAUAUACGUGACCGUUACUGAUGGUGUGUGUAUACUGGCCUAAGGGGCUAUUGUUAACUUGUCAGCUUAGUCGCGCUCCACCGGCGUGGUGUAAACGAGGUCUCAUUUCGCUCAAAGAAGGCUUGGCCCGUCUGAAAAAUGAACUAUAGCGCCAGCUCUACUCUAUAUUCAUACACAUAAGCAUGGCACUGCGUUCUGCGAGACUAAAAUUGGAAUUGGCCAAGCAUCUGAAUGCAAGCUCUUCCUGAAAAAAAGUUUUGAGAAUUGGGGAGACUUUCCUGGAUAUUUGGCGACAUAAAUUUCUCAAGUGUAUUGAAGCUGUAAAUUGGAUGUGUAACCCUUGAAAAAAUAUAUAUGUUUAAAAGAUUUAUAGUGUAACCUAGUUGGUCUAGAAAAAUAUAGAGUUUGGUGUGUAUGUGUGUGGUCCUGUGUGUGAUGGUAAUGAUGUAGCCUCUAGCAUAGCCAACCCUACGUUGUCUGUUUGGGCUCUGUGUAGAUGUGUAGCCCAAUUGUGUGACUCACACGUUUCAAAUCUAGCUAGCGAGUCUUGCCUAGUCCAGGCUAUUACCCCCACAGCUCAUGAGCCCAAAUGUAAUGUAGCUGAAUAUAUCAUAGCUGAUUUAAAGGAAGACCCAACCCAAAUGGCUAUUGUAUUAUUCUACAUUAACCAUGUCUACUCAUGGUAAUAAGGUGGUUGAAAUCUUCUUUGUAAAUAACCCCCCCCCCCAAAAAAAUCAUCAAAUCCGGACACAGGUCCGUGUGCCAUGAGUAUGGGUUUCAAAUUCCCCUCCUUGAGCUGGGCUCAGCAGACGAACGUGGAGCAUGCGGCGAGCAUCCUGACGGUAAGAGACGAGGGGCUCGAUUGCGGCUGUGACGUCACUAGAGGGCGUUAGACACGUGAAAGGCACGUGGCUGUGAAUGCCUUUGUUUUGUAUUUGCAUUAAGAACGUUAAACUGCGAGGAAGCCAAGGCUGCAAAGCCUAGAUGUGCAGGCCUGUCUGUAAAGCAACAUCUGGCAGUUUACUGGGUCGCGUCUUCCUUUAAGUUGGCAAUUAUAUUGCAAAGGGAAUGUACAGCAUUGCCGAAGGACACGCAAUUAUGUACAUAGAUUCACAAUGGUAACCAAGAUACUUUCAUCAAAGAUGGCGCGGUAACAUGGUGCCGAUCAGUACGGGUACGUAUGUAUGUAUGUAUGUUGAACUUCUUUCGCGCCGUACGUAGCCAACAGUGCUACAUAUAUGCUUGGGUACAUAUACGCUUAGGGUCUACACACCAAACCGUCAACUUAUUUUGAACAGUUUAAUUUAAAAUGAGUGUAUUUCGUAAGCAGGGGGUAGUGUUUGUAGAUUGUUUCACAUUAUGCGGGACUCGAGAUGUAAUGGUCGUUAUUAAAUGUCUUAAGUUAUUUGGGAUUUGCUGUAGAUUUCGAUUUGAAUUCGCAUAAAGCAACGGGCAGGCUUAGACAAGCCGCAACUUCGGUAACUCUUUGGUGCAGGUCACGAUGGUGUUUCUUCGGUCAACAAGUUCACAUCAGGACACAGGCUUACAAGAGGUUGUGCUCCACCCGCUCCAACAGAAACAACGUACGGACUCCCGUGGACUUCUUAGACACUCUUGGCCUCUGCAGCACGCGCUGCCCUGUAACUGAAGGCACCGCUCUGUAUCGGUGCGGGGCCAUCGCCUUGGAACUUUACUGGAUGGUGACUGAUGCGGGACGUUUGUGACCUCAACUGCAGCACCAAUACAAGCACAGAAACCCCACUCUAUGUCAGUCAGAGAUAACCACACACGCACACAAAAUGCUGCGUAAAGCCCUGGUGAUCACUCCGAACAGUGACAGCAGCAGUGACUGAGCGGAUUAGCACCGCCACUCUAGCCUGGUGCAACUCGAACUGUGAAUUCCCGACGUGAUCUAACUACGAACCAUGAACCACUGGGUCUUUUGUAAGCUUGGCACUUGGGUUAAAGCCCCUUCCCUCCACCCCCACAGAACCUUUUGAUUUGACUCAGAAAUGAGCAGGUGCGUGAUUCGACUCGGGACGGGACUUACGUGUGGUGCAUAGACUCUUCACAAUCAAUUCACUCCUGUCCAUACCACAGGUCAAUGCGUAGACUCCACACGCAUUGAGAACAGAGUUGGCAGAGAAGCCAUAACAUUGAUGGCGGUGGUGUGCGGGAGCUCCAGGAUGGUGCAACACGGUGCUCGGGUCACUGAGAGACCACGAAGACACUGAAUAUCAACUCGUCGGUAUUAAUGAAUCAUUGAUGCAUCCAAUACAGUCGGUUAUUAUACUCACGAUACGCACACCAGAUCGUGGGUGUAAAAAUGGACUAUUUUAGAUUCGGUGAAAACUAUAUGGGGAAAAGAAUUCUUCAGGCUAACGGUUGUAAGGAAGGAGUCGGCAAACGAGCGGGAGUAGAGGCGGUACAGACAAGACAGUACAAACGAUGAAACAAGACUACACAAACGCGACAGUACAUACGAGACAGUCUUAAACGAGAUGGGCAACGCAUUUGAAAUUGAGUCCACACGAGUAGCCCUGGUAAGGCAGCUGGAUUGUUUCCGUUCAACACCAACAACGUGAACACUCGUAGGGAAGGGCAGGCAUAGCGAGGAUUCGUGCAGGGCACGGACACUGUCGGUGACUUUCGCCUUUUCUUCCCAUAGCCCCGAGUCCUUGUCCCCCACCUAUAAAUCCUUUUUUAUUUUACCAGGUAAGGCCCACUGAGCUAUUUUGCAAUUUUUUUUAGAAGCGACUUGGCCGCUAAUGAUAGUUCAAUUAAGUGGCCUAUCACGUGUAAAUGUAUA